Molecule: messenger RNA, 1912 nt
Organism: Scheffersomyces amazonensis
Lineage: Eukaryota; Fungi; Ascomycota; Pichiomycetes; Serinales; Debaryomycetaceae
Product: rRNA (cytosine-C5-)-methyltransferase
Exons: 1
Coding region: 196-1569 (457 amino acids)
Biological process (GO): rRNA base methylation
Cellular component (GO): nucleolus
Molecular function (GO): RNA methyltransferase activity
Source: RefSeq, a predicted model, not a curated record
CGAUGUUAGUAAUACUAUUAAAUAACUAGUUACUAAUUGUACAUACAUACAUACAUACAUACAUACAUUUAACUGUAUUACUAUACUCCACUGCGGGUAACUUCCCCAUUAGGCUGCGAAGACCAUACAAAUAAAUUUUUGUUAACAUAGUCAUAGUUAACUAUAUAGUACUACAACUACUAAACGUUUAAAGACAUGAAUGUAUACUUUGAAUCAGAAAGAUUCUUAAAGCCAGGUAGAGGAUCUCUUCAGUCACGGAUCUUUAAUGAUAAAAAAUUAAAAAAUUCUCCUAAACAUGUUUAUGCUUUAGUAUAUUCUACAUUAAAAUAUAAAGAAUAUAUUCAAAUAGUAAUUAAGAAAUCUAAAAUAAAAGAAGUUAUUAAGACUAAGAAAUUAAAGAUUACUGAUGAUUUACUUCUAUUAUUGGUUCAUGAUUUAAUUUUCUCUCUGAAGGGAAGAAUUCAAAUGGGUAAUCAUCCAAUAAAGGAUGCUAUACUUAAAAAUAAGACUCGAUUACAAGCCGAAUUUACAAAAUUGAAAUUAAAAUAUAAAGUACGAUCAGUUGAUGGAUUACCAGUACAAUUGACUGAUGAUGAUGAAACUCCAGUACGAUGGUUUAGAAUUAAUACUAUAUUGACAUCACCUAAACAAUUUUAUAUUGAUCAUGAAUUCUUUAGAAAUUUGCAGCCGGUUAGUUCUAUACAAGAAUUAAAUCAAACUGGUGUUAUAUAUCAGGAUGAUUAUAUAACUAAUUUAUAUGGUGUUCAUCCUCGUGAAAAAAUUACUUCGACUCCUGCUUAUGAAAGAGGUGAAGUUAUUAUUCAAGAUCGUGCUUCUUGUUUCCCAGCUCAUAUCUUGAAUCAAAAUCCUAAUGAUAUUCACAAAUAUGUCAUUGAUGCAUGUGCAGCUCCAGGAAAUAAAACUACUCAUUGUGCUUCACUUUUACCUCCCGACCAAUCAGAUGCUGUCGUCUAUGCCUUUGAAAGAGAUACUAAAAGAGUAGAAAUACUUAAAACCAUGUGUGGAAGAGCCUUGGGUAAAGAUAAAAAAUCUUUAAUUCAAAUUACUCAUGCUGAUUUCACUACUACUGAUCCAAAGGAUUUUAAAGAUGUUACAGGUUUAGUAGUUGAUCCUUCAUGUAGUGGUUCAGGAAUCUUUGGUAGAGCUCUUGAAGAUGCUCAAAAGGAAGAAGCAGCUGAAGAACAAGUCGAUACAGAAAGAUUAACCAAAUUAGCAGGUUUCCAAUUUAAAAUUGUUAAGCAUGCAAUGAAAUUCCCUAGUGCUAGAAAAGUUGUAUAUUCUACCUGUUCUAUUCAUCCUCAUGAAAAUGAAAGAGUAGUAGUUGAUUUAUUACUCGAUCCAGAAAUAAAGAGUGCAGGAUGGAGAUUAGACAAAAGAGAAAACGUAAUACCUAAUUGGGAACGUCGGGGAUGGAAAGAAGAAUUUACUUCUUUAGCAGAUGGUGAUGAGAAGAAAUGCGAACAGCUUGCAGGAGGCUGCGUAAGAAGUGUACCAAAAGAAGACGGUGGUAUUGGGUUCUUUGCUGCAUGUUUUGUGAGAGAUAUCUGAUAAGUGCAAAAGCCCAGAACUUGUUCUUUUUCCUUAUCUUAUCGAAAAAGUGCACCCCAAACUUUUGAUUGGAAUUGGCCAAUAGGACUCAACUACUGAAAGAUAGACGAAACGGCUUUAGUGGGUUUAAUCGGAAAGUAGAAUAAGGGGGUAGAUAAAGGUAGUAUAGAGGGGGACCGAUUGUCAAUUCCGACUUGUGUCGCGUCAAAGAUAAAUGCACAGAAAGUAUUAUUAUCAAUAAUAAUUAUUAUCGAUCUGGUCUGAAGCUAAAAUUGCAGAAGCAGCAGUAUUUAUCCGUAACAAUAGAUGUAAUUAAGACGAUCUUGUUACUAAUUACGAAGGU